AUGUCGUACUUGAAUAAUCCGGCCAUUGUCAUGGACAAUGGUACUGGACUGACGAAAUUGGGAUUUGCUGGUAAUGAUUCUCCAUCGUGGAUUUUUCCUACAGCCAUAGCCACGGCACAGCGAUCAGCGACAAAAAGCAGCGGCAGUGGGGCAAGUGGGAGCUCUGCACAAAGCACAUCAAAUCCGUAUUUCGGAAACUCCACCUCUGCCACUUCUUUCAACAAUUUGGCUUCCGCGGCGCUCAUGUCAAACAAUUUGGCCGGGAAACGUGGUACCGAGGAUUUGGACUUUUACAUCGGUAACGAAGCACUCUCCGCAGCCCAGGGACCUUCGUAUUCCCUUAGCUACCCAAUUCGCCACGGUCAAGUCGAAAAUUGGGAUCAUAUGGAGAGAUUUUGGGAAAACUCGAUCUUCAAGUACCUGAGAACUGAACCAGAAGACCACUUUUUCCUAUUGACUGAGCCACCUCUCAAUCCUCCGGAAAACAGGGAACAGGUAGCCGAAAUUUUUUUCGAGGGUUUCAACUGUGCCGGUCUCUAUAUUGCGGUACAGGCGGUACUCGCGUUGGCCGCCUCUUGGACGUCUUCGAAAGUUGUCGACAGAUCACUGACCGGUACUGUUAUAGAUUCGGGUGAUGGUGUCACCCACGUCAUCCCAGUGGCUGAAGGUUACGUGGUUGGCUCCGCAAUCAAGAACAUUCCCAUUGCGGGAAGAGACAUUACACUUUUCAUCCAAUCGCUACUAAGAGAACGUGGCGAGGAAGACACCACAUUGAAAACGGCCGAGCGUAUCAAGCAAGAAUACUGUUAUGUUUGCUCGGACAUCGUCAAAGAAUUCAACAAAUUUGAUAGAGAUGCUCAAAAAUUCGCCCAAUUCAUUGUUGAAAAUACAGAGAAAACAAAACGCAAGGUAAUAGACGUGGGAUAUGAAAGGUUUUUGGCGCCUGAGAUUUUCUUCAAUCCGGAAAUUGCAUCCUCGGAUUUCUUAACGCCAUUACCUACCGUUGUUGAUCACACAAUCCAGGCAUGUCCCAUUGACGUCCGUAAAGGGCUUUACAACAACAUUGUACUCUCGGGGGGAUCUACGAUGUUUAGAGAUUUCGGUCGCCGUCUCCAAAGAGAUAUCAAGGGCAUAGUAAACAACAGGAUUGCAUUGAGUGAGAGUCUAAGCGGUACAAAAUCUACAGGUGUCGAUGUACAGGUUAUUUCGCACAGAAGACAGAGAAAUGCAGUUUGGUUCGGUGGCUCUUUGUUGGCACAGACGGCCGAAUUUAAGAGCUACUGUCACACAAAGAAAGAUUACGAUGAAAUUGGACCUGAGAUUGUGAGAAAUUUCAGUCUUUUCAACAUGGUGUAG
Molecule: messenger RNA, 1356 nt
Organism: Lachancea lanzarotensis
Lineage: Eukaryota; Fungi; Ascomycota; Saccharomycetes; Saccharomycetales; Saccharomycetaceae
Gene: ARP3
Product: LALA0S07e03774g1_1
Exons: 1
Coding region: 1-1356 (451 amino acids)
Biological process (GO): Arp2/3 complex-mediated actin nucleation
Cellular component (GO): Arp2/3 protein complex; actin cortical patch
Molecular function (GO): actin filament binding
Source: RefSeq, a predicted model, not a curated record